AUAUAUUUGUUAAGCGAAAGGAGGAAGCUCUCUCUUUAAAGCUAAAAUCAUGUCGCUGGUCUACAUAACACAUCACAAUGAGAAUAUCUUUGAUAUGGAACGCGAGCCCGACAAGCCGCAGGAAGCGAGCUUAGAGGUUCAUGCUACAUCCAAGAAGGCAGCCAAGUUCUCCAAGGGUCUGCGCGAUCGUCUGAGCAUGGAGUACAAGAAGCAUUCGAUGAUUACGCUUCAGGAUGGCAUGCGUCUGCUCACGGAUGCCAAGAAGUCGUAUCAUCGCACCAUGGGCUGUGCCAAUGUGCCGCUGGAUGCGCCCUGCGCUUAUCUGCGCAAGAAUCAGGGCGUCAAGUGGCGUCGCGAGAAUCUGCACGUGUGUCCCAAGGGUGCACAAAUGCCGCCGCUGCCGGCAAUUGGCAAAAAGGAAACGAAGGCCGAUAUGGUGCCCAAUUUUGUGCUGCGCAAUAUCAGGUGUGCACGGAGCACUGUGCGCUGCCCGCCGCCGCCGCGCUACGUGGACACACCCGUGGGCACACGCCAGAAUUUGCUCAACUCGGGCAUGGUGCCGCAGUUUGUGUGCCGCAAGGACUUCGGCAAGGUGCCCGUCUACAUUGAGAAGACCAAGAAGAUGCUUAAGCAAAUGCACGGCGUUUGCUGCAAGGAGCAGGCACGUCUCAUGGAGCUCUGCGGCGGCAUGAAGCCGUCCGAAUCGAUGGAGGCUCUCACUAAACCGACGCGUGCCGACGGUGCACCACCCGAAAUGCCCGGCAUGCGCGUCAUGGAUCAAGCGGAGCGCAACGAUAUACUUGUUGGCCUGCGCGCCCAUUUGAAUGAGAUGACCAAGAGCUAUCAGUCCAUGUCCCUGCUGAUCGACAGCGAGAAUAAGCGUCAGCGCAAGGGCAAAUUGGAGAGUGAUCUGCGCCAGCUCGAGCAGGAUAUAUUGCUGCUAGAGACCAGUCCUAUAAUUUAUGUUUCACUGUAUUAACCUAUGUACUGACACACACUCACACACACUAAAGGGGAGCACGCACGCACGCACACACACACGUACACACAAACGUACACACACAUGCACACUUAAAAAGUACGUUAAAAUAAAAAUUUAACGGCCAUGUUCUAAAUUCCGAAACCUUGUCAAAUCCGCAAAGUUUCGUAAAUACUCAAAAAAAAAACUGGCUGCCUAAAGAAUUGCGGAAUUGAUUCGGCAUCUGAAUUUGGAAUGGCUCGCUUCAUGUUUAUGCAUCCAACA
Messenger RNA from Drosophila montana, 1243 nucleotides. RefSeq names its product enkurin. The transcript is spliced from 2 exons. Bases 50 to 979 code for a protein of 309 amino acids. NCBI's taxonomy places the organism in Eukaryota, Metazoa, Arthropoda, Insecta, Diptera, Drosophilidae. The record is from RefSeq and is a predicted model, not a curated record. Gene Ontology annotation, cellular component: acrosomal vesicle. Gene Ontology annotation, molecular function: calmodulin binding.